AAGCAACAUGAAUAUCAAAGAAUAUAGGCAACUAAAAGAAUAUCUGGAAACCAAUAACCUACCUAAAGAUAUUGAUACAAAAGAACAAGCAAGAAUCCUUUCUAAAAGUUAUUCUUAUAUAAAAAAGACAGAAAAAAUCAAUGACCAUUUUGGUGUCAAUAGAAUAUUUAAAAAGUUAAAGAACUCUAUUAUUAGCUCCAAAUAUACGAAAGUAACUGUGCUUACAUCAAAACAUGUGACAGUUGUCAACAAUGAGACAGAAAGAUCUACUAGACCACUACAACCAAUUCUAGUAAGAUCAUCUUUCCAAAAGAUUGAUAUAGAUAUAAUAGGUUCUUUAUCACCAACUACUCAAGAUAAUCGCUAUAUAGUUGUUGCCACUAAUUAUACAAUAAAGUAG
Dentiscutata erythropus is the source of this 400-nucleotide messenger RNA. NCBI's taxonomy places the organism in Eukaryota, Fungi, Glomeromycota, Glomeromycetes, Diversisporales, Gigasporaceae. The record is from the annotation of a GenBank genome assembly.